This is a messenger RNA of Panonychus citri (citrus red mite), 938 nucleotides long. Its product is annotated as serum factor response D-like. The record is from RefSeq and is a predicted model, not a curated record. The transcript is spliced from 4 exons. Bases 1 to 711 code for a protein of 236 amino acids. Lineage: Eukaryota; Metazoa; Arthropoda; Arachnida; Trombidiformes; Tetranychidae.
AUGAAAGAUUGGAAAUAUGAUAUUCAUCAUGCUCACCAUCAUCAUCAUCAUCAUGUUUUCGUCAUGAAAGGGGAAAAGGUAAACAUAUAUUUGUUGGUUAACAUGAUGAUGCCAAAUCGAUUGACAAACUUACCAACCAGCAGCAUGAUCCUUUUCUGGAUAACAAUUAUCUCAAUCAUUGUUCAAGCAUCACUGUUGCCUCUUGCCGAUGACGAAACCGACAAAAGGACGAGUCACAAUAUUAUGAGAUUCGGACGUCAAGCUGGACAUAAUAUAUUGAGGUUCGGACGGACUCCAGGUCACAAUAUAAUGAGAUUUGGUAAACGGGAGGAAUCAAAUUCAGCACCAGGUAGCUCAUUUGAGAUGAUCAGUGACUCUAAACCAAUUUCAUUUCUCAAUGAUUACCAAAGGUCCGGUUAUAAUCAUUAUGGACUUUUUGACCCACCCUCAUCCUCAUCAUCAUCUUUAAUACCUUUCAAUAUAUUAAUUAAUGAUAAUAAUAAUAAUAAUAAUAAUAUUAAUGAUAAUAAUAUCGAUAAUCUUAAUAGUAACAACAAUGGAUUUGAUAUAAAUACAUCUUACCUGCCCAUUGGAUACUAUGGACAGCCCUCACCAUUAAAUCCACUAAAUCUUGCCCAACGGUCACUACCUUACCAACAAGCUAAAAAAGGACGACCUGAAACUGAUCAUGUAAUUAUGCGAUUUGGUUAAAUCAUCAUAAUCAUUUAAUUAUAAUCACCAAAAUCAGCAAAUUGUUAUUCAUCGUCAUCAUCAUCCUCAUCAUCAUUAAACAUCAAUACAAUCAAGCAACAAUCUCAAUCGUAAUAUGAUCUAAUUUAAAUUACCAAGACAAACUGACUGAUGACUUUUAUGUGAACUAUCAAAAAAAAAAUCAACAAUCAAAAAAAAGAGAUUAAAAAAAAUUAAGAGAGAGAUAA